AUGAUUCCACCGGUUAUAGAUGCUAGGGUAGCACCACCUCCCGUUGGGUGCCGGGCAAGGGGUGAGCAAGGAUCGGUCGGAAUCGACCAAGCUCUAGAUGCUAUGCGGGAGAUGAUGGGGCAACAGGCCCGAGAUCAGACUGCCGCCUUUACUGCCGCUGUUGGAGCCGCCGCCACUGCCGCUGCCAAUGCUGCCGUUGCUGCCGCUGUACCUGUCGCUGCACCUGCCGCAGCUCAAGCUGAAGGUCCACCCGGAAUAGUGGUCGGGAACAGACCAAUUCAUCAGUUGGUAGAACAAUUUCUGAAGUUGAAUCCGCCUCAGUUUAUCGGGAUCGGAGACCCUGAAGCUGCUACUUCAUGGAUCAAGAAAUUGGAGAAAGCUUUCGCACUGCUAAUGUGCAAUGAGACUGAAAAGGUACUACUUGCAACUUACCAGCUGGAUGGAGUUGCGGAUACUUGGUGGAAGACAACCCGAGAAACCAUAUUCCCGGAAGGCGUUGUUCCAGAGUGGAACGCCUUUCGAGAAGCUUUUAAUGUCAAAUAUUUCUCAGAAACUGCCAAAGAGGUGAAGAUGGCAGAAUUUCAACGUCUUCGCCAGGGUUCCCUAACUGUCGAUCAAUAUGAGGCGAAGUUCGCUGAACUUUCGCAGUAUGCUCCUGAAUUAAUUGCGAAUCCAGUAAACCGAGCGAGGAGGUUCAGAGAAGGAUUCAAGCCAGACUUACGAAGUACGUUGAUUUCCCUGAACCUGAGAACUUAUAAUGACCUUUAUGAGAGAGCCCAGAUGAUCGAGAGAGAUCAGAAUGAGAGAGCCGCCUCAUCUGGGUCACGGUUUAAUUCCAGCAGAGAUGCAAUACGACAUGGAAAGAGGCCCAUGGUUGGAGGAAGAUUCCGAUUCCACCCAAUAGAAAGAGUGGAAUUAGCAAGUUUGGGCCUAACUGUAAUGGAGUAUGUCACUGGUGUGGAAGGCGACAUGGAUUUGCCCCAUGCCAAUCUAGGCUGGGCACUUGUUUUAAGUGUGGUUAACUGGGUCACAUGGCCAGGAAUUGUCCGAGAAGGAUAA
Messenger RNA from Eucalyptus grandis, 1059 nucleotides. RefSeq lists its product as uncharacterized. Lineage: Eukaryota; Viridiplantae; Streptophyta; Magnoliopsida; Myrtales; Myrtaceae. Bases 1 to 1059 code for a protein of 352 amino acids. The transcript has a single exon. The record is from RefSeq and is a predicted model, not a curated record.